This is a messenger RNA of Leptidea sinapis, 2448 nucleotides long. RefSeq names its product xenotropic and polytropic retrovirus receptor 1. Gene Ontology annotation, molecular function: inositol hexakisphosphate binding. Gene Ontology annotation, cellular component: cytoplasm; plasma membrane; Golgi apparatus. The transcript is spliced from 12 exons. The record is from RefSeq and is a predicted model, not a curated record. Lineage: Eukaryota; Metazoa; Arthropoda; Insecta; Lepidoptera; Pieridae. Bases 291 to 2360 code for a protein of 689 amino acids. Gene Ontology annotation, biological process: phosphate ion transport; cellular response to phosphate starvation.
GUUCUUACCUACUUCGGCGUAUUUUUAUUUUUUAACGUGUUUAAUGUAUAUUAAAUAAAUUACAUAUUACUAUGUUAAGUUUUAAAAAUAUAGAUUUGUAAUGAUUAACUACUAUAGUGUUUAUUAUCAUUCCAUUGUUGUUUCUAUUAAUUUUAACAUGCAAUAAACACCUCUGGGCUAUGCUCUGUUAUCUUAAGCAAACGUUUUAUUAUUAUCAUUUCCUUCACAUAGUAUCAGUAUUAGUAUUUAUAAGGGAUCCCUGGUAGCAGGUUGUGUGAAAAAUUAUAAAAAUGAAGUUUGCGGAGCACUUAAGUGCACAUAUCACCCCUGAAUGGAGGAAGCAGUAUAUAAACUAUGAGGAGAUGAAAGCGAUGCUCUAUACAGCGGUAGAAGAAGCGCCGUCUGCUGAAAAUGUUGAGCCAGAAGUACUUAGCAGACACUUCGCCAAUUUUGAUGAGACAUUCUUUCAUUACUGCGAUGAGGAGCUCAAGAAAAUCAACACAUUUUAUUCGGAGAAGCUAGCAGAGGCUACACGGAAAUAUGCCACGUUGCAGAGCGAGAUGAAGUCUCGAUUUGAGACGAUCAAGCCGAAGAGCGGCGGCGAUAGCAGGAAGUCGGUACCGCGGCGCAAGGUUCAGGAGCUGAAGCUGGCCUUCAGCGAGUUCUACCUGAGCCUGAUACUGUUGCAGAACUACCAGAACCUCAAUUACACCGGCUUUAGGAAAAUAUUGAAGAAACAUGAUAAGUUAUUAAAUGUAAGCAAUGGAGCUGGGUGGCGAGCUGAACACGUGGAAACCUCACACUUUUACACCAACAAGGACAUAGACAGGCUCAUCAGCGACACAGAGGCAACCGUCACCAACGACCUGGAGGGCGGUGAUCGGCAGAAGGCGAUGAAGAAGCUUCGAGUGCCACCUCUGGGCGAACAGCAGAGUCCCUGGACGACGUUCAAAGUUGGACUGUUCUCUGGGUCCUUUAUAGUUUUGGCUAUCUCUGUCGUUUUAUCGGCGCUAUAUCACGAGGGAGGAACAGACCACUUCAAGACCGCGUUCAGAUUAUACCGAGGUCCUUUCCUACUCGUCGAGUUCAUAUUCUUAAUAGGCAUCAACGUGUACGGCUGGAGAAGUUCCGGUGUGAACCACGUCCUCAUCUUCGAGCUGGACCCGAGGAAACAUCUCUCGGAGCAGCAUUUAAUGGAACUGGCUGCUAUAUUUGGCGUUGUCUGGGCGCUAAGUAUACUCAGCUUCAUAUACAGCGCUAGUCUGAGUAUACCACCUUUUGUGAAUCCGCUAGCGCUCGUCGUCAUCAUGCUGGUGUUUCUGAUGAAUCCUCUGCGGGUGUUCAGGCACGAGGCGAGGUUCUGGUUCCUGAGGAUAUGUGGUCGAAUUUUAGCAGCGCCCUUCGUGCCUGUGUUAUUUGCCGACUUUUGGCUGGCGGACCAGUGGAAUUCUUUUGUCUAUGCUUUCUUGGACUUCCAUUAUCUGAUCGCGUUCUACGUGUCGGGCUCUGAUUGGUUCGUCGGUAACAGUAAGGACACAGUGGAUCCAACGUUAGCUCAAACUAUGAUCUACGAUGAGAAUAUACUACAUAGUUUCGAGACAAGCAAGUGGUACCUGAUAUCCCGGGCGCUGGUCAACAUCGUGCCGGCCUGGACCAGGUUCUGGCAGUGUCUGCGGCGGUAUCGCGACAGCAAGGAGGCCUUCCCGCAUCUCGUGAACGCCGGGAAAUACUCCACCACAUUCUUUGUGGUACUGUUCUCCACGAUGCGAACUGUUUAUGGCUCGAGCUACGCCGAUCCUUACGACAACCCGUUCCUGUACGCGUGGCUGGGCUGCCAGCUGGUGUCGUCGUGCUACACGUACACGUGGGACGUGAAGAUGGACUGGGGCCUGCUGUCAGUGGGUGCGGGUGCCGAGAACGGUUUGCUGCGCGACGAGAUCGUCUACAGCGUCGGGUACUACUAUUUCGCGAUCAUUGAGGAUCUCGUUCUGCGGUUCAUCUGGGCGCCGGCCUUCCUGCUCACAGAGAACAAGAUUGUAUCUCCGGACACUAUGGUCUCCAUCAUUGCGCCGUUGGAAGUUAUCAGGCGAUUCAUCUGGAACUUCUUCCGUUUGGAGAACGAGCACUUGAACAACUGCGGAAAGUUCCGCGCCGUCCGCGACAUCUCCGUGGCGCCGCUCGACUCCUCCGACCAGGCGCUCAUUAUCAAGAUGAUGGAGCAUCCUGACGGGGUCCAGAACAGGUUAGCAAAAAAGAAGAAUUUGAAGAAAGUGAAGGAGAUUGAUAGAAAACCGCUGCUCAAGAAGGAAUCGAUACAAGAGCUCCACUUAGACUUAGACUUGUCCACCAAAAUGUUGUAACCAACUGUGAUACCUACUACCUAGUAUACAUUGUUUUGUUUGUAAGCGAUAUUAUGAGUAUUAUUCAAUAUAUUUUAUUAAAUCGACA